ACAACUACUGAUAAAGACCGGCUAGCAACAGCAACAGCAACACCAACAAAGAGAAGCGACCACUUGCAGCAACAUAAAUUCAAAGUCGGAGCGUGGGAAUCGCAAAUCACGACGGCAGCAACAGCAGCAACAGCAACAAUCAUCGCAGCACGGCAGCAACAUCGUCGCUCUCGUCGCUCUCCCUGCUGCUCUUUUCGCUCGCCGUUCUCCCGCUGGCGUUGCUCCGUCUCCCUCGCACCGGGGAACACCCUCUCGCUCGCACUCCCUCCCAGGCGGUCGCGUAUAUUUGGAGGCGUUGCGGCGACCGCUCACGACAGUUGUGCUUGGAACGCUUCGGAGUGAAGAUCGUGCUCGUCCGAUCGGUGCGCGUGAAUAAAUACACGGCAAAAAAAAAAUAAACCCCAAAACAAUUGACACAAGUCACGAAAAAUAUAGACAAGUGAAAAAAAAAAGUUCAGAGCAAAAAGAAAUUGUUUUUUAUACCACAAAUCUCGCACGUAAAUUAGCAAGCGUUCGCAAGAAACAAACCAAAACACACAUAAUAAUACAAAAAACGAUAUUAAAAAAUUGUUGGCUGAGACGAGAGAAACAGCGGAUAUUCCGAGUGAAAUUUGUGUCAUAAGCAAAGCCAAAACAAAACAAAAAGCCAAGAGCCCAAAGCCGAAAAAGUAGUGGCCAUAAAGUGACUGUGAAACUGUAAAGUGAUGUGUGGUAAUCGAAAAACAGCAUAAAGAAUGGCCAUAGACCUCCUGAUUUUGGCCCUGCUGCUCGUCUCGUUCCUGAUCAACCUGCUGGCGCUGUGUGCCUUCUGGAUAACGCCGGGCUUAAGGACCACCGCCAAUCGGUUCACGAUCAACCUGCUGGCCAUCAACCUCAUUGGCUGCUGCAUCUUGGCACCCACCCUUUUUCUGGGGCUGCCUGGCAAGUCUACGGAGAGAUCUACGGCCGGAGAGACCCUGGAAAUCUUCUCUAAGCCCGGCAAUCAUCAGAUCAUCUUCCGUCGCAAUGGGCAGCUGGUGGAGCGAGAUGGCGUGGUGUCCAGCAAGAAUGCGAGUGAGAAUGGAGAAGUGGUGGAGUCCUUCCUCAAGUGCAAUGCCACCUACUGCCGCGAGUUGACUAUUGACGAGCGGGGAGAUGGAGGAUUUGUUAUCACGGAGACGGAGACCCACGAGGAGAAUCUCUCGCUACCCACGGAGGCUCCUCUGCAGCCGCCGGUGCAGCUAAGAUGUUGGUCCAUCGAUAUGACUGCCGCCCUGGGAGCUCUGGCUGUUUUACUAGUGGUAGGAGACACCUGGUGUGCCGUCACGGAUCCCCUGCGCUACCACAGUCGCAUUUCGGGCGUGAAAACCUGGAUCUUCAUAGCCCUCACCUGGGUGGUGGGCAUACUCUUUGGCGCCCUUUCCGCCUUCCGAGUCCUCGACUUCGAUGCCGAUGCCUUGUUUAGCCGGCAACGCAGGCUGGCCGUCAACUACUUCAACAUUGGCAGCACAAACAGUAUUUUCGGGGUGAUCUACGCCAGUGUGUACUUCAUAGUGAUCAUCCUGCUGCCCUUCGGCUUUGUGUGCGGCAUGUACUGGAGGAUCUUCAGUGAGGCGCGGGGCAAUGGGCUGCGCAUGCGCCAGAAUGGCUCAUCUCCGCUGCUCCAGAGCGCCUUGAAUCUAACGGCUGGCCAGCAGGCGGCUCAGGCGAAUCAGUUCUCGAACAGCCUGUGUGUCCACAGGCACUCCAUUUCCUCGGCCAGUUCGCAUGGCGGAAAUAGCAGUCUGGGCCUGGGAAUCGGUGGUCUGCAGAUGCAAAUCGAUCAGAGAUCGCAGCCGAGGAGUUCACCCAGCUGUCUACGCAGGGAUUCGGCGGCCAAGGUCCUGCUGCCCACCAUUUCCGAUGAUGGUGGCUCGGAUGCGGAGAGUGGAGCUGGUGUGCAACUGAUGACGGUGCAGGAACACUCCCUCUCUGACAGGAAUCAGAAUAUCAUGCUGACCCUGCAAACGGCCAGUGGUGAGAUCAAGAGGAACUAUUCCGCCAGGCAGCUGCCUCUCCUGGGAACCUCUUCGCAGGAUUUGAGGGAAGCCCAUCGCCUGCAGGGCAUUCGCCAGGUGCACAGCUCACCGAAUCUGCACAAGUACACCGAACUGCGGCAGGAUUCGCUGAGCGAGGAGUGCGGAUCGCCGCAUCUUUUGGGCCACGCCCAGCGGCAGCAGCAGCAGCAAUCGCAGCAGUUGCACCUGCAACACCAGCAGCAGCAGCAACAUCACCACCAGCAACAUCACCCGCACUUCAGUUCGCCGCGUCACCAGCAGCACGGCCACGCCCUCCAAAUACCCGCCAUCCACGCCUCCCCCAAGGCCCUGAGUUACAUGAGCUCCCUGCGACAUCGUCUGAGCAACGCCAGUUCGCUUUUCAAGUACAGGGAGGAGUCGAGAGCUGCUAGGAUCAGCAUCUUGGUGGUGGUGAUGUUUGUGGUCUCGUAUCUGCCUUUUGGCCUGCUGGUGCUCCUGCAAUCGCGACUGUCGGCCGCCAACUUUGGUGGAUCCUCGCAGCUGGCCAUCUUCAUGAUCCUGCUGGCCAACCUGAGUUCGCCCUUCAUCUUUGCCUACCGCAACAAGAGGGUGAGGCGUGGGGUGAAGCGUUUGUUUGGCCUGGAAUCCUCGGCGGGACUACAGCGUCACUGCAGCAGCAGUGUGAAGACCAAUGGCACCGCAGGGUCCUGGGGAGCUGCUGCAUCGGGAGCACAGUUGCAGCGCAACAGCAGCAAGUUGUCGCAGUACAGCAGCAAUAGUUGCAGGUACUUGACCCCACAGACCUCGCUGGUCAGUCAGGUGCCAGUGCACACGACCUUGACCCUGCGGCCCAACAGCAGUUGCAGCACCAUCAUUAAUUUUGGGGGAGCUAGGGGCUCUGCCGAAUCCGAUGAGCCACCACCGGCCACACCACCCCCUGCGCUGACUGCACCACCCCCGGCACCGCCCACUCGCCCCCAGCGACCGAAACUGCAAAGGGGCAUCACCAUCGUGGAGCACAUUGCUAUAACACCAACCACGCCCCAGAAGUUCCAGAAUCGCGGGGCCAGACUCUUCGACAUGUUCUUCCGCAGCUCCAAGAAACUGCAGGCGGGCUGCCAGAGCCAGAGUUUGCCCACAGAAGUCUAAAACACAAGGGGUUCUUAGCUAUAUUUAAUAUACAUGAUACAUUGUAGAUCUUAGACAAACACUAAACUCGCGCUUGCUGAAGAAUUCUAAAAACAGUAUUCGUAAUUUGUAAGUUUAGCAAUUAGCAGAGACAACUGUUUGAAUCAUGCUGUCCUAGAAGCUUCUCAUGCCAAAAAAACACAAAAAACAAACACAAAGAAAGUCAAACUUGAGAGUUUGAGAUGCUUUACAAAGUAGUAUAACACGUAAAAAAAACAAAGUACCUUUAAACAAAUAUAAAAACAAAAAACUGUGUACAAGUCAAAUUAACAGAAAGAGA
This is a messenger RNA of Drosophila takahashii, 3465 nucleotides long. RefSeq lists its product as uncharacterized. Gene Ontology annotation, cellular component: plasma membrane. The record is from RefSeq and is a predicted model, not a curated record. Gene Ontology annotation, biological process: positive regulation of cytosolic calcium ion concentration; phospholipase C-activating G protein-coupled receptor signaling pathway; adenylate cyclase-activating adrenergic receptor signaling pathway. Gene Ontology annotation, molecular function: alpha1-adrenergic receptor activity. Lineage: Eukaryota; Metazoa; Arthropoda; Insecta; Diptera; Drosophilidae.